Molecule: messenger RNA, 4464 nt
Organism: Hevea brasiliensis (rubber tree)
Lineage: Eukaryota; Viridiplantae; Streptophyta; Magnoliopsida; Malpighiales; Euphorbiaceae
Exons: 6
Coding region: 2455-2979 (174 amino acids)
Cellular component (GO): cytoplasm; mitochondrion
Molecular function (GO): ATP hydrolysis activity; ATP binding
Source: RefSeq, a predicted model, not a curated record
CGUGAUGAAUCGUGAGUUCUUUGACAUGCUUGAUGAUGCGCUUUAUUUUCUGAAAUCAACAUUGUGGUUAAGGCUAGAGAUUUGUGCUCUGUUUGCUGAUAACCAUGUUUUUAUUGCCUGCAACUUUGGGUUGGCAUGGCAUGGGCAUUUAUUCUCACUUUACUGGGAUGAUCCCAUAUAUUUCUACCAGAUUAGGAUUGCAAUUUUGCCUUUCUAGUUUAUAGUCGUGACAUUUUAUUGAAACACAGCUUUAACUCAUAGCAAAGUGACCAAUAUCCAACCAGAGUACGACUUAUCCUCUUUAGAAGAUAAAAUGGAUUUUUCAUUUGAUAUAUUUAUCUCUAAAGCCUCAAGCUUUUUGAUAAGGAAUGUUUGGAGGACUCCUUUCAGUUGGUAUGCCGUCCGUUGUUCCAUUGGUCAUGUAUCGGAUAAUGAAUUUUUAUCUAGAUGAAUAGUUAACCAAUUUUAAAAGUAUCGUGAAGAGGGGAUCUGCUAUUCAUGUUCUUGUUAUUGUUCAUGUAUGUUCUAGGCUUUGAUUAAGCAGAUGCUAAAGUUGGUGCUCUUGAUUCUUGAAUGGGGUGAAAGGUCCCUUGCAAUGUCAAUUUUCAGUCUUUUUUAUUUUUGUUUCUCCUGGUCCGUUCCAAGAGGACUAGGAACGAGUUUUUUUUUUCAAUGAUUGACCCAGCACAUUUUAUUACAGUCUUUUUACUAUUUUCUCUCCCUUUUGGGAAAAAGUAAGGAAACGUGGCGUUUGAUUUCGUACAUGAAAAGACAAGUGGAAAGAAAGAGCGGGCUUAAAGGACUUUCCAUGACGGUGCAAGGUGACUCUGGUGAUGUCUAAAUUCACUUUUCCCCGGCAAUGAGUUCACGUUGGUAACGUUUACAACCAGCAACGCGCAUUUGUCUUUGAAGCUUAUUACUGAUUCUCCCAACUGUGAAUGUGCUUUAGAAACUUUUUCAGCCUUUUCCCUUAUGGAGCUCACUAACUCUUGCUUAAAAUGGAGUAGGCCAACACACCAACAGAAUAGUACUUGACGACCCAGAGCUACCACCUUGGGUUGGUAGUUUUUCAAGGUUUUUCUACUAAGAAGAAAAGAAGACGCGUUUUUCUUUUUACCCUAUACUUCUUUUCUAUGAUACCAGAGACAAGAGGUUCUUUGUUCGUAUUCAGCAAUUGUUCUGUCGUUCGUGAAUCCCGUUCCUGAUAUAGAGACAAAAUGAUCAAUCAUUUUAUCUGAUGUCCCUGAGCGGACACAAAAUGAUCAAAUAAUUUGCUAGUUGUUACCAACAAUGCCCCUUUUGGUACAAGAUUACCAUGCCAGCGUUACCAGCUUGGAGCGAAGCGCGCUUAAAUAGUUAAAUGGGCUUUGGAAAAUGUGCCUCAACUGAUGCACAUGAUUAGCGAUCGAGUUAGAUUACAUUUCAUUGUGCACUGCGUGUUGAUCGCUGUUGCUGCCUAAUCUAACCUCUGUAGGAAAAUAAGAGGAAGAAUCAGGUAGUAGUUGUAUCCUUCAUUGAAUUUACUUAAGCUGUACUUAAGUUAAUACAAUCCUGAGUUAUUGUUCUUUGGAUUGCGCACAAAUUGAUAAUGCGCCAAAUCUAUCAAAAAAAUAUGUUUGUAGCAUACCUAAUCUAUGUAAGAACUCUCCUACAGAAAGUUGAGUUCAAAGGAAGCAUAAUCAUGACUUCCAAACGUUAAGUGCUAUCCUAAGUUGCACGCAGAAAAUGCUCUUCACUAUAUAUUUACUGGAGCACUCUGCGCGCAGGAUAUGUACCAGUAAAUUGCCAUGCCAACAAUCACAGUAGUCCACGAAACAAUGGUUCUCUUCCUUCCAUGUUCCUAACAAUUUGAUAGCUUCAUCAACAUUAGCACACUUUGCAAACACGUCAAUCUGAGCAUUACAAAGCUCAAAAUGUCUUUUGAACCCUUUCCUUCUCGAUACAAGACUCUACCCACUUCCCUAAUUUAAGAGCACCUAAAUCUGUGCGGGCAGACAGAAAUGAGGCGGUCUGCAUUUGCCUGAGCAAACCAAUCCCAUCAAUACACCUCCCUAAACGCUGGAGUGUACUCAUUCUAUAAUUUGCCUCAACUGUCAGAUGCUUUCAGAAAAACGGCAGCGUUAUUGUAGGCCCAUCCACCUUCGUCCAACGUUUAAAUUCCCGUCCACCUCAUCUAUUUCGUCCCAAAACCCUUCAGACUCCUCCAUGUGGCUCAUUAUUGUAGGCCCACGUCACCCUAUUUUGACCUCCACAAUGCAUCAGACAACGUUGCCGCUGCUAAAGUUUGCCAGUUACAGUUGCAGAAAGCCAGAAAACCUUACGACUGGUGAGAUUGAAAAGAAGAAGAAGAAGAAGAAGAAAUCUGGAACAAAAUGAGAAGAGUAUCCUCAAAUCCUUCGCUUAUAUCUAUCGGGUUUGUUCGACGAAGAAUAAUCUCUAAUAAAUCUCAAAUCAAUGUCCUUCGCUUUUCCUCCGAUGAUCCUUCCCGUCUUUCCCCCCCAACGCCUCCAGCUGAACUUGGUGUCAAAAUUGGAGGACCACUGUGAGAUAGUUCUGAUUGGAAGUGAGAUUCAUUAUCGACGUUUUAUAGCUCAAAGAUCUAAAGACCAGGUUCACUAUUUUUGGCCAUUGGAAAACAGUGUUGUGAAGGAAUUUGAGAAAAUUUGGUGUCAGGUCACAGACCACUUGGAAGGAGAAAUCAACUCCUGUUACCAUUCCGGUUAUGUUUGGGAGCGAGGAGUGGCAGAUUAUAUUGCAGUUGUAAAAAUUUAUCAAAUUGUCUUCUUCAUCUCUGAUUUUCCAACAAUGAGAAUGCGAAUCCGUGGCAAGGCACGUAGAUUUAUCACCCUCAUAGAUGAGUCAUACAAUCAUCGUUGCUGCCUGUUUUGUUCUACAGCUACUUCUAUUGAUGACGCAUUUCAAGGAACUGAAGAGGUUUCCAAUUUGAAACAGAGACAGAAGGUGGAAGAAACAUCUUAGCUGAAGGCACUGUGGGCUCUGGAGGUGCACCAACCAGCAUAGUUUCCAUGCUAUCUGGUCAAGAAGAGAUGUUUGCCUUCCACCGAGAAGUAAGCAGUAUUCCAACCAUAUUUUGGAUAUUACUAUGUAAAUUUUGAAUAAAUAUUAUUUGUGAUGUCUAUUUAUUUAGGAUUGUGAGGAAUCAUUCACUACAUAUCCUGCUGUUAUGCAUUAAAGUAGAAAAGAAAUAGUUUCAAGUUAUUAAAAAACAAGCUGUCUCCAUAGGCUUCGUGCUUUAUGCGUGCACCUUUAUACCUGGAAGGAGUUACUUCAUCCUUAUUUCCAAAAGCAUGCAACUCCAAGGGUUUGGAAAUAAUCAAACCAUUUUACAAACUCAAGCAUCACCAUGAAUGGUAAAUUAUUGUACUUACAGCUAGAUUGAUAUGAUAUUUAUGCCUCUUAUAUUCAGUUCAUUGAUUUUUUUCCCCUUUUGUUUCUUUUAUCCUGCUAAACACUCAGGAGUAAAGAUACAUCUAGUAACAUUAAGGUAAUGUAACUCAAAUUGAAGCCUUUCACUGUGCCUUGGUACUUUUUGUAUAGUUUUGAUCUUGGAAACUCGCUAUUUUGAUAAUGAGCUUUAACAUUUCUGUGUGAACCAGAAUUCAGUUUCUAUGGAUCGGAGACUUUGUUUAUGAAGAAAUUUGAGGGGAAAAGUACUUCGUAAAUUUAGGUUACCUUAACUCAUAAUUUUUAUUAGAACUAUAUGAAGGAAUGUGAGAGAGAACCAGCAAGAUUUCAAAGCUAACUAUUAGUCGUGGUCUUAAGGAAUUUGAAUUUAUUCAUCAGAAUAGUACGGGAAAAAGAAAAAUCUCAUACACUGAGUACUUUUAUUUCAUUGAACUAUACAAGGCUAUAACCAUUUGGCCAGUGACCUCCUCAUCCUUUACUAUUCUCAGUGAGCUACUGCAAAUCCCAUCAAAUCCUGGGAACAGAAAAUAUAAUGGUCAUUUAUGGGUCAGAUAUUUGUGUGUGUGUGUGUGUGUUUCUGAAAUCUGUUGGAUGAGUAGCAUAGUUUAAAGAUGAUUACUGUAUGUACUCGACAUUGAUUUUGGCAGUGGGGAUUCUUGAGACAGCGUCAAAGGCUUUGUUGGAGAGCAUCAGUGUGGCUGGGCAUGGAUUAUCACGACAAAAAUCCACCACCUCUACAACUAUGGAUCCACCCUUACAUGCUCUUUUGGGGCCGCUGAUGCACCGCAUCUGGUAUUUCCGACCACAAGCAGCUCCGUUGUCCCAUAAGCCAUCACUGGCUGCAAGAAAAUAUCCGCCUUGGGGGAACUGAUCUUGGUCGUAACCGUUGCAUUUCGUUGCUUCAUUAGUACAGUAUAACACAAGAAAGAGAAUCAGACGAGUUUACUUUGUAAUCUUGUACUGGAUGAUGAAUGAUGGGAAAGCAAAACUGCUCAUAAUUAGUAAUAAAGUUGGUCCUCGAAGAACAUUUUGAUUCAA